Parnassius apollo (apollo) is the source of this 555-nucleotide messenger RNA. The record is from the annotation of a GenBank genome assembly. NCBI's taxonomy places the organism in Eukaryota, Metazoa, Arthropoda, Insecta, Lepidoptera, Papilionidae.
AUGAUGUCAAAGCUGAUCAGCUGGUGGCGACGCUCGCUGCAGCGGCGGCCGGUUCUCACAAACACGCUCGUUUACGCCACGUUCUAUACAGCGGCAGAGCUCUCCCAGCAAACGUUCAACAAAUUCAACUUGCCUGAAAAACCGGAGCUCGACUUAGCAGCGGCAGGGCGUAUUGUUGCAGUAGGCAGUUGCUUGUACCCGACUACUCUUUAUUUUUGGUACAAAUUUCUUGACAGAAAAUUUGUUGGCACCUCUGUAAAGGUGGUGGUCACUAAAGUUGCGUCCGAUCAAUUAAUUAUGUCGCCAAUCCUGCUUGCCGCGUUUUAUACUUUAAUGGGUAUAGCCGAACGCAGAGAAGAUAUCUUUGAAGAGCUCAGGGAGAAGUAUUGGAAGACUUUUAUUGCCAACCAAGUGUUCUGGAUUCCGGGGCAGACAAUAAACUUCUUCUUCAUACCCUCUAAUUUGAGGGUCGUCUAUGUGGCGUCUGCUUCUUUCAUAUGGAUCAAUGUUUUAUGCUUUAUCAAAAGGCAGAAGAAUGAAAAGAAGAUAACAUAA